Molecule: messenger RNA, 1554 nt
Organism: Sporothrix brasiliensis 5110
Lineage: Eukaryota; Fungi; Ascomycota; Sordariomycetes; Ophiostomatales; Ophiostomataceae
Product: 6-phosphofructo-2-kinase
Exons: 3
Coding region: 1-1554 (517 amino acids)
Biological process (GO): fructose 2,6-bisphosphate metabolic process; fructose metabolic process
Cellular component (GO): cytosol
Molecular function (GO): ATP binding; 6-phosphofructo-2-kinase activity
Source: RefSeq, a predicted model, not a curated record
AUGACCCGGUCCAAGGUCUCGCCCGAUGGCCGCAUCCCCGACCGUGAUGUUGCCGCGAAGCUGGUCAUCAUCAUGGUCGGCUUGCCUGCACGAGGUAAAUCGUACAUUACAAAGAAGAUUCAGCGAUACCUUUCAUGGCAGCAGCACAACACGCGCAUUUUCAACGUUGGAAAUCGGAGACGCAUUGCCGCCGGAGUUAUGCCUCCAUCUUCUUCCUCGCCCAGAGGCAGGUCGCUGCCUACCUCCCAGCACCGCCAGUCGCUCCUCAACCCUAACGGACAGGCGGAUGGCCCCGUUCAGGAGGCUGCGUCGAUUUUGUUAAAUGGCACUCAUGCUGUUCAAAUCGAGGAGCCCACGACGUUCGAUCUCAACGGCUCUACCGAAACUGCAGGCACUCAAGGCGACCAGCAAAACCACAUGGACCAGUCCGCCAAGUUCUUUGAUCCGAAAAACGAGACUGCAUCCAAGAUUCGGGAACAGGUCGCUCUGGAGACUCUCGACGAGCUCAUUGACUAUCUGCUCAACGGAAACGGAUCUGUUGGUGUCUUGGAUGCCACAAAUAGCACCAUUCAUCGGCGGACGCUUUUGGUUGAUCGCAUCAAACAGCGGGAGCCUAAACUGAACAUUCUGUUUAUUGAGAGCAUCUGCAACGACGAAAAUUUGUUGGAGGCAAAUAUGCGUCUCAAGCUCUCGGGCCCUGACUACAAGAACAAGGACCCUGUGCAGUCUCUCGAAGACUUCAAGGCCCGUGUCAAGGCCUACGAGAGUGCAUACGAGCCAGUCGGUGAAUACGAGGAAAAGCACGACUGGCAAUACAUUCAGAGCCUGGAUAAUGUCGCAGGCAAGCUCGGUGGUAACUCGGAUCUCACCGAACGAGGCCAUUAUUACGGGAUGGCGCUGUACAACUUUAUCACGGCAAAACGGAAAGAAUGGGUCGUGGAACAGGAAACUAAAAUUGCCCGCGCCUCUUUCCCACCGCAGCCUGGAGAUCACACGCCCCCAUAUCCCGAGUUCAAUCAAGACCUUGAGGAAAAGAACUUUUGCGUCUGGACGUCAAUGCUGAAGCGCAGCGGAGAAACGGCCGAGUACUUUGAGGCCGACGACGAUUAUGAUGUCAAGGCGUGGGAGAUGCUCAACGAACUGAAUGCUGGCACGUUCGAGGGCAUGACAUAUGAAGAGAUUGCGACAAAGCACCCGGACGAGUACGAAAAGCGUCAGCACGACAAGCUGCAAUACAUCUACCCAGGUGUCGGUGGCGAAGGGUAUUUACAAGUCAUCAACCGGCUGCGCGAUAUGGUUCGGGAGGUCGAACGUGUCUCAGACCACGUUUUGAUUAUCAGCCACCGCUCUGUGUGCCGCGUCUUGAUGGCCUAUUUCAUGGAUCUUACGCGCGAGGACAUCGCGGACCUUGAUGUCCCUCUGGGGAUGCUUUUCGCCAUUCACCCAAAGCCAUAUGGUAUUGAGUUCCACGCGUAUCGUUACAACGAGCCCCAGGGCUGGUUUGAUGAGGUCCGGGACUACAAGCCACAGAAAACGCUUGACCGAAACAACUGA